Xenopus laevis (African clawed frog) is the source of this 3060-nucleotide messenger RNA. RefSeq names its product collapsin response mediator protein 1 L homeolog (gene crmp1.L). NCBI's taxonomy places the organism in Eukaryota, Metazoa, Chordata, Amphibia, Anura, Pipidae. The record is from RefSeq and is marked provisional. Gene Ontology annotation, cellular component: cytoplasm; centrosome; cytosol. Gene Ontology annotation, molecular function: hydrolase activity, acting on carbon-nitrogen (but not peptide) bonds, in cyclic amides; hydrolase activity; hydrolase activity, acting on carbon-nitrogen (but not peptide) bonds.
CUGCUGUUUAGCUCACGUGUUUGUCUGUAACAAUAGGAUUCAUUCACUGGCAUUUCCCCAUUCACUCACUGCAUCGCUGCGUUAUUUUAUAUGAUCGGCAGCCCCAGCAGCAGCAGCAGUGACACAGGCAGCCAGUGAGCUCAGCAUGGACAGCAGGAGAUCCAACUGGAACAAGGAAGAUGAUCUCCCUGUGUAUCUGGCCAGGCCGGGGACCACCGCGCAGACCCCCCGAGUCAAGUAUGGGGGGAUGUUCGCUAAUGUAGAAGGGGCCUAUGAAAACAAAACCAUUGAUUUUGAUGCGUACAGCGUGGGGAAGAAAGGGACCCGCACCCCCAGGAGCAGCAGCAGACCCGACAUGGACGGAGACAAUUUCAGCGAGACAGCCAGCGAUGUGAGUGAGAUCUCCGGCUCCGUCAUCAGCUCCCCCGGGGAAAGAGACGACAGAACCCCCGGUAUUGAGAUCAAGUACACAGGAGGCAAGGAGCUGCUACAGGGACAGGACAAUGGCAAGAGCGACAGACUUCUGAUAAAAGGAGGACGACUUAUUAACGACGACCAGUCUUUCUAUGCAGAUGUCUACCUCGAAGAUGGGCUUAUCAAGCAAAUAGGAGAGAACCUGAUUGUUCCAGGCGGAGUCAAAACAAUCGAGGCCCAUGGGCGCAUGGUUAUUCCCGGUGGAAUAGAUGUGAACACUUACCUACGGAAGCCCUACCUGGGUAUGAGCACCUUGGAUGACUUCUACCAAGGCACAAAAGCUGCUGUGGCCGGCGGUACCACCAUGAUCAUUGACCACGUUGUUCCAGACCCUGGAUCCAAUCUAUUGGCCUCUUUUGAAAAGUGGCACGAGGUAGCCGACACCAAAUCUUGCUGUGAUUACUCUCUUCAUGUGGACAUCACCAGCUGGUACGAUGGAAUCCGAGAGGAACUGGACAUCCUGAUUCAAGACAAAGGUGUCAAUUCUUUUCAGGUGUACAUGGCCUACAAAGAUCUAUACCAAAUGACCGACAGCCAGUUGUAUGAAAUCUUUAUGUACCUCAAGGGACUUGGUGCUGUAAUAAUGGUCCAUGCUGAAAAUGGAGACUUAAUAGCUCAGGAACAAAAGCGGAUAUUGGAAAUGGGAAUAACUGGCCCAGAAGGACACGCUCUAAGCCGGCCGGAGGAGCUUGAAGCGGAGGCAGUUUUCCGAGCCAUAACCAUAGCUAGUAGAAUUAAUUGCCCCGUGUACAUAACCAAAGUGAUGAGUAAAAGCGCUUCCGAUGUGAUCGCACAAGCCAGGAAAAAAGGUGCUUUAGUGUUUGGAGAGCCAAUCACAGCAAGUUUAGGGACGGACGGUACCCACUACUGGAGCAAAAACUGGGCCAAAGCUGCGGCCUUUGUCACGUCACCUCCUUUAAGCCCAGACCCCACCACGCCGGAUUACUUGAACUCGCUUUUAGCUUGUGGGGACCUGCAGGUUACGGGCAGCGGACACUGCUCUUACAGCACGGCCCAAAAAGCUAUAGGAAAAGAUAAUUUUACUCUGAUUCCAGAAGGAGUCAAUGGAAUUGAGGAACGGAUGUCGAUUGUGUGGGACAAAGCUGUGGCAACUGGUAAAAUGGAUGAGAACCAGUUUGUUGCAGUCACUAGUACAAAUGCUGCCAAAAUAUUUAACCUGUACCCAAGAAAAGGUCGAAUUGCAGUUGGUUCAGAUGCUGAUGUGGUUAUUUGGGAUCCAGACAAGAUUAAGACAGUCUCUGCAAAAACGCACAAAUCUGCUGUAGAAUACAACAUCUUUGAAGGCAUGGAGUAUCGUGGCGCUCCCCUGGUGGUUAUAAGCCAAGGAAAGAUGGUCUAUGAAGAUGGAAACCUGCAUGUUAACCAGGGCAUGGGGCGGUUCAUACCUCGGAAACCAUUCCCUGAAUAUAUUUACCAGCGCAUCAAAAUCAGGAACAAGGUGGCAGGAUUAGAACCGGUGUCACGUGGGAUGUACGAUGGGCCUGUGUAUGAAGUUCCAGCUCCUCCUCCCAAGUACGUAACUCCAGCUCCAUCGGCCAAAUCCUCACCUUCCAAAACUCAGCCUCCUCCAAUCAGGAACCUUCACCAGUCCAACUUCAGUUUAUCAGGUGCACAAAAAGACGAUAUCAACCCUCGCCGCACAGGGCAUCGUAUUGUUGCUCCACCUGGUGGUCGUUCAAACAUCACAAGCCUUGGUUGAUGGAUCUGCCUCAAGACAACAAAAGAAUCUCACCACUGGAACAUUGUUCCUAUCUGUGUCAGUGUUAUUGAGCCCUCACAUUUUUGGUACUACUGAACAUGGUCUGUUUUGUAUAGAAAGGGAUGGUCGUUGUGUGGUUAAAUGCUUGGAACUAUUUUCUCCCACCUCCCCUUCCCUCACACUUGUGCAUAGUCAUCCCAUCACCUCGGGCAUCAGAUCCGUCUCCAACACAUUGCACCAAAAUGUGACGGCGACCCCUCUGACGCCCUCACUGGCGAAAGCAUGGAAACGCCCAUUACUGUUGUAGAGUAGAGACUUCAGCUUUGUCUUUGUGACUCAUGAUAGUCCAUUUGCACCAUUUAGAUGUCUUUGGGUGAGCAGUGCAUGGCCUUCUGUUAUUUAUUUCUUCUCCGUAGGUCUGUGAUUGAGUUUCCAUUGAAGCCAACAAGCUGUCCUAGACACGAUGCCAAGGCCCAAGUUUGCCACGAUAACUAAGAAAUGUGAACAAUAUUAUGUAUAGUGUAGAAUGCUAAAUGUAUCAUGUCUCAUUUCCAUUAGCCAGAAGACUUUCGUAGAAGCCACAGCUCAUGUGAGCCGACCCAUCUCAUUGUACAGUUAAUGUAUUCUUAUCAUUGUAAACCAAUUCCAAUCACAGAUUCGUACAACACUUUUUGUUUUCGCCGGGCAACCAAAUAGUCUUGCUCGUGCAGCGUUUUGAUACGGUCGGUACAGAUUGAUUUUUAAGUUUUUUUUGUACAAAGUUUUCCUUUGUAUUCACAUGCAUUUUUACUUACGGUUCUGUAUGAAGUUCUAGAUGUGACUCGAUGAAUGACUUCAACGCUUGUGAAAUAAAUAACACAGAAUAA